CCAACUCGCGCUCCCCUCGACGCGACAACAGGCGUGAGUCAACUCGGCUUGUCAGUCGGUGGCCCCGACAACAAGUGGCCUCCUCUCGACGCUUCACGGCCACGCUCGCCGCAUUGCCGAUGCUCAUGUCACGAGCAGGCCGGCCGGUCGCCACAGUCGCCACGGUCGCCGAAAUCGUCGCGGUCGCCAGGCUCACCCACUCCUCGUUGCUCGCCACCACGACCACUCGCUGACGUGGAUCGACGCUCCUCCGAGUCGGCCCUCCCUGUCGUCUGGAGAAGCCCCGGCAACAACGCGAACAUUACCACCACCACCGCCACCACUACAGCAACCAACAGCAUCGACAACAUCAUUAACAACAACAACAACACCUUCGUCGAGACGCCCUGUCGUCUGUUCGAUGGAGGCCAGUCUGCACUCGCCAGCCUGCGCUCCAGCCAGGCCGAAGCCAGCAACGCGGUGCUCAACGACCGACAGCUCAAGUUGGUCAAUCACAGCCCGACGCUCUGUCCGACUGUCUCUGGCUGUGGCGGCCGGACGACUGGUUCAGCCAAAUCCUCCUCUCGUGGCCACGCACCGAGACUCUUCCCACCCUCAUCCUCCUCCAUCAGCCCUCCACCCCCUUCUCUUCCCCCCUCCGCACUCCUCUUCCCAACCACCUGCUCCUCUUCUCCUCCCCCUUCAUGCUCCUCAUGCGCCCCCUGCUCAUCUUCCAUCCUCUCUUUAUCAAAUCUUCCACCCUCCUCCUCCUUCUCCUCUUCCUCAUCAUCAUCAUCAUCUUCUUCUUCUUCAUCUUCCUCUUUGUCGUCGUCGUCGUCGUCGUCGUCGUCAUCGGCUAGCCUCGGCUUUUCCGACACCCACCCUCGGGGCUCUUUAGGGCCGCCCGUAAUGCGACGACGAAGCGCAUCUCCAGGCCUGGCUGACCCGGGGCCACUUGUCGCCUUGGGUCUGGGCUCCAGUCCCAGUCCUGGUCCGAGUCCCAGUCCCAGUCUCAGUCUCAGUCCCAGUCCCAGCCCCGGUCCCGGUUCCGUUCGGCUCUGGUGCAUCAUCAUCGGCACGCCAUCAACAUGCAACGUCUGUCGCACCAGUUGCGGCUGCACCGACGCACCGUCGGCCUUGCAACCAACGCCUGUCCGACCGGACGACCCGGCCUGCUGGGACCGAACGAAGAGCGGGCUCGAGAGCGCCAUGGGGCCCAGGCAACACCACACUUUUUGCUCUCCUUACAACCGCCUCUUCCGCCGCCUCCACCGCCUCCACCUCCUCCACCUCCUCCGCCGCCUCCACCUCCAUGCUUUCCGCUAA
Molecule: messenger RNA, 1305 nt
Organism: Protopolystoma xenopodis
Lineage: Eukaryota; Metazoa; Platyhelminthes; Monogenea; Polystomatidea; Polystomatidae
Source: the annotation of a GenBank genome assembly